Messenger RNA from Gastrolobium bilobum, 540 nucleotides. RefSeq names its product L10-interacting MYB domain-containing protein-like. Bases 1 to 540 code for a protein of 179 amino acids. NCBI's taxonomy places the organism in Eukaryota, Viridiplantae, Streptophyta, Magnoliopsida, Fabales, Fabaceae. The transcript is spliced from 2 exons. The record is from RefSeq and is a predicted model, not a curated record.
AUGGAAACUAAUGCUAAAAAAAAUGAUGCGAAGAUCUGGCCUGAUUCAAUAAUUAAGGAUUACAUUCAUAUUAUGGUUGAUGAGGUCACCAAAGGAAAUAUGCAAAAUGGUAUUUUUCACACUAGAAUAUGGAAUUCCAUAAAAUAUAAACUGAAUUCCAUAAGUAAUAGGUCUUUUAGUAUCAAGCAAAUAAAGCAAAAGUUUCAUAGACUACGAACUAGGCAUCAUGAGUUCUCUUUACUCUUGCAAUACACUGGAUUUGGUUGGGAUGCGAAAACCAACACUGUCAUGGCUAGUGAAGAAGUUUGGCAGUCUUACAUUCGGGUGCAUCCAGAUGCUGCUCAAUUUCAAAAGAAAGGAUGUGAACAUUACAAGUUAUUAGGAAUUUUACUUAAUAGAAGUACUGCAACCGGAGUACUUUGUCAUUCAUCUACCCAAGACCCACCAAAUACAAAUGAAGAACUUGAGCUUGAAAAUCAAUACCUUAAUAAUGGUGUUCACGUAGAUGUUAAUCAAGAUAGUUCAGAUGAUGACUUGUAA